AUGUUAUCAGCAUAUGGAGAUUUUAGCUCUUCUCCGAUGCGACUAACAGAGGCCUAUAACAGGACAGGUGUGAAUCUUGUACACGUUCCGAAUGGGAGGAAGGAUGCUGCCGACAAGGCGAUUUUGGUUGACAUGUUUUUAUUUGCACUGGAUUAUCGCAGGCCUGCAACAAUUUUACUUAUCUCAGGAGACAUUGAUUUUGAGCCUGCUCUUCAUACUUUACGUCAUCAGGGAUACACAAUAAUUGUUGCCAUUAAACCUAUUUGGCACCAAGUAUCGAUAAAGCAAAAUGGAACAAUAGAGAAUGAAAAACCAAGAUUAGUCCCUACAUUAAAAGAAACAGAAGAUGGCCCCAAAAAAUGUGAAUUCUACAUUGUAGUAAGCCAUGAAAACAAGGUCAAAAACUUGCAAAUGCAGAAGUAA
Fraxinus pennsylvanica is the source of this 423-nucleotide messenger RNA. Lineage: Eukaryota; Viridiplantae; Streptophyta; Magnoliopsida; Lamiales; Oleaceae. The record is from the annotation of a GenBank genome assembly.